Messenger RNA from Corticium candelabrum, 2060 nucleotides. RefSeq names its product neurogenic locus notch homolog protein 1-like. Gene Ontology annotation, molecular function: peptidase inhibitor activity. The coding region runs from base 42 to 1826 and encodes 594 amino acids. The transcript has 11 exons. The record is from RefSeq and is a predicted model, not a curated record. Gene Ontology annotation, cellular component: extracellular region. NCBI's taxonomy places the organism in Eukaryota, Metazoa, Porifera, Homoscleromorpha, Homosclerophorida, Plakinidae.
ACCGGCGUGCUGCAAUCUAGUUUGCAUUCUAGCUUGUAGCAAUGGCUUUCUUUUGCCUGCGUCUUUGCAUAUGUUUUGUGCUGCUCAGUGUUUACGUUGCAUCCGUAAGCGCAUAUGCUGUCAAGGAGCGAUCUAAGAGGCAGUACGUGUGCAAUGGAAGUCUUCGAACCGCGUAUGGGAACUACACUAGAUGCACUUGCGGAGUGCAGUUCCGCAGCGAGACCACAACUUGUUGUCAUAACACGCCGUCCUACAGUGGUUGUAGUAUUGUGAGAUCACGCUCAGAAAGGAGAUCGUGUCUGAUGACUUGUCUGAGCCAUCAGCGACAGCCUGUGCUCCAGUCUGUAAGGCUUGCAGGGUCAUCCUAUCAAGUACAAUGCAGCUGUCCUGCUAGCUACACUUAUGAUCGUCGAACAGGGUGUUGCCAAGGGGCGUGUCAAGGCUGCAGGCCUUACCAGAUAUGUAUCACUAGGAGGGGUGCUCAAAAUAUCGCUUACUGUGAAGACACCUGCAAUGGGUAUCCAUGUAGAUCAGGGCAAGAGUGUUAUCUCACAACCAGUCGAUGUCAACUGGUUGGUGGAGUUCAAAUAUGUCCUCGUGUGGCCAGAUGUCGAGAUGCAAAUCCUUGUUAUCCGCUUCAAUGUCAAUCUUAUCAACGUUGUAGGGUUAUUGGUGACCUUCGAUUCUGUGAAGACUCGUGUGAAGGGUAUACUAGAUGUCAAAACUAUGAGGAGUGCUAUUUGCGUCAGGUACGAUACUGUUCUGCAUCCAACUGUGUAGUUGGUGCUGGAGCUACAUGCAGACUUCGAGCUACUAAACCUGGCAGAUGUCCUGUGAUUCAAGCUAUUCGUUGUUAUACAUAUGUUUCUCAGUGCUAUCGAGAUAAUCAAUGUUCAGGGUCAAGCAAGUGCUGUCAUGAUGGAUGUAGAUUUCAAUGUACUCCUGUUUACGAUGCAAAUAACCCUUGUUCAUCAGUGGUGUGUUUGAGUCACCAAGUGUGCAACAUUUCUAAUAAAAAUGCUUAUUGCCUUGACACAUGUAGAAACAAUGGUCCAUGUGCUAGUUCAAGGGUGUGUCGUCUGGUUGAUCAGAACUGUAACGGUACAUUACCAUGUCCAAAGAGAGCACGAUGUGAAAAACCGGCAUGUGUGGGUGACACACACACAUAUAGAACCAACAGACUAUCUUUCUCUAUUUCCUAUCCUGGACGUAUAACCAGCACAACUUGUGGACGAUUUAACGGUUCUGUGGUCAUCAUAGCAACAAACGGUCAAUGUAUUAAUGUGACAGCAGAUGUCAGAUAUCCAAACCCUAAGGCAGGAGAGACUAUCAAAGUUUAUGAUGGACAAGCACCAAGCAAGCGUUUACGUUUUCAAGGACAAAGUCUUCGAAAUAUAUAUUUUGUAUCAUCAGGUCCAACUAUGACAAUUGAUUUUACAACUCCAGACAUCAGUGCGUCAAUUGGGAUGUAUUUAUUGUUUCGACUGCAAAGUACAUGUCACAUUGCAUAUACUGUCGAUAGAUCUGAAGAGGAUACAACUCCAGAUCCAGUAAUAACAACUGAACCUGUUACCACUACACGAAUCAUUACAACUCCAGUAUUAACAACUGAACCUGUUACCACUGAACAAAUCAUUACAAAUCCAGUAAUAACAACUGAACCUGGUACCAUCACUAAAUCUCAAACAGUCGUAUCAACAUCUGAAUCAUCUUCUACAAACAUGUGUCCUGAUGAUUGCCCAACUCCUAGGAUCGGCUGUACACUGAUAAAGGCAAAUGAGGAUGAUUGUUGUGGCAAAGAAAGUUGUUUUGUGGUCAAUCCAUGAUUAUCCAAUUGCAAGAUGCACUGGUUGUUUGUUGAAGUUACUUAUGUUGUGUUUCUAUAACUCAAAAGUAAGGAACAGUACUGCAGACUAUACACUGUCAUGAAACUUAGUUAGUUAAGAGUAUUAGUACUUGACCUUACCAACGCUGAGGUCUUACGCAGAACGUUUGCUGAUGUGUUUGCAUAUGCAUGUUGACUGGCUUAAUUGUCUAAAUAUUACACCAUGACUAGGCUA